Messenger RNA from Colletotrichum navitas, 863 nucleotides. RefSeq lists its product as uncharacterized. The record is from RefSeq and is a predicted model, not a curated record. NCBI's taxonomy places the organism in Eukaryota, Fungi, Ascomycota, Sordariomycetes, Glomerellales, Glomerellaceae. The transcript has a single exon. The coding region runs from base 170 to 631 and encodes 153 amino acids.
UGACCAUCCAUUUCACUGUCGUUGACGGAUUUUAUUGCGUCUGUGUCAGUGUCGUCGUCGUCGUCGAUGAUGAGAUGAAUGACAAAGUCGGGUAUGUCGCAAGGAGUGGCGAGUGGGUAGGUAUUAGGACGGAACCCUCGACUUGGGCAAGUGGUCUAAGAGUUGUGUGAUGGUAUCAAGACGGCGGUGCGAGUUGGUUUUGUGUCGUCGUGGUCGUGUUCGUCGUCGUCAGCGUGAGUGGUCGUCAGGAAGAUUCGUAACGUCGUCGAAGAUGUCAAUUGGCACUCGAGACGGAUUACUGGCGUGGAUAGUAUUUGGCUUCCCAAUGUUCCAUCGAUCAAGUCUAGGCCAGGCGAGGCGAGGCGAUGCUAGACCUUCUCUCCUGCUAAGUGGCGUUAUCGAGGUCCUAGCCCAAAGUGUCUUGGCUUGCGGAUCGGUCGAGUCUUCCAGACUCGGGUCGUCGUGGGGGAGUCGGGUGUUGCUCGACGAAGCGAUCGCGGCCUCUCGUGAAUGGUGUUUCUUCGCAAGAUUUCCGGCGGCCUAUCGGUCGGUAGAAAUCAAGAGUCGAAAUCGCAGACGGGCGAGGUACGGUGGUGGUGAGAGGGAAGGGAUGGGGAGAUGGGGGUGUUGAAAGAGGUGAUGGUAGCGGGCGGAGAGGAGGGUGCGACUUGGAUUUGGGGCGUGGGCCGUGCCAGGGGGUGGGGGGGGAUGGAGGAGAGGAAAGUGAAUGAAGAGAGAGUAAAGGCAGAUGCAACGCAAGCAACGCAACGCGAGGCAACGCAACGUAGUGUACGCCAGCAGUACCCGUCAGGUAUAGGUAGGGUAAGUGAGUGCGUGUACAGUACUAGAGAAGAGUGCGUAAA